AUGCUUUUAGCAAUAUCAUCUCAACGAUUAUUCUCACGUUCAGCCAUCCUUGCUGCCUACAAACAUCAAAUAUCUUCCAUUUCGAUUCAUUCGAAUAAUAGACGACAUCGGUCUUCAUCUCAAUCUCAUCGAAGUAAUCCAAAUCGACCGGCAAAUCAGACAGACAAUUUACGUCGACUUUUUCAAGCAGUUGAUGUCAAACCAAUCAUAUCCACUGAAAAACUUGAUACACCAACGUCAACAAAAGAUGUAGAUGCAAAUAUAGGGCAAGAAUUGACUGGUGGGAAAACGCUGGAUCGAAACUCACUUCUUCGUGUAAUAACCGACUUUUAUCGUCGUGAUGAAAUCAAAAAAUUGGCUGCUGACCAAGGUCUUGAUAUUCGAUUAUUUCAAGAUGCAUAUGUUAGUUUUAGAAAGUUUUGUAUUCAAUCAACAGUUUUACCUGUAGAUUUACAUAUUGUAUUGAGCGAUAUCAUCUCUGGAUCUGGUAAGAACUCAAUUAUCUUUGCAGAAUCAAUGCGUCAUGUUUGUAAAGGUCAUGCAACGGAUAUCUUUCCUUAUUUUCUCCGACAUGCACGAGAAAUGUUUCCACAUUUGACAUGUAUGGAUGAUCUAAAGAAAAUUAGUGAUCUUCGAGAUCCAGCGAAUUGGUAUCCAGAUGCUCGAGCUAUUCAAAGAAAAGUGAUUUUCCAUGCUGGUCCAACAAAUAGCGGAAAAACUUAUCAUGCACUUCAACGGUUUAUGAAUAGUGAAAGCGGAGUCUAUUGUGGACCAUUAAAACUAUUGGCAUCAGAAGUUUUCUAUAAAACGAAUGCAGCUGGCACAAAAUGUGAUCUAGUAACGGGCGAAGAACGACGGUAUGCUGAUCCAGAAGGCAAAGCAGCUAAUCAUGUUGCGUGUACAGUUGAAAUGACGAAUUUAACAACAGUUUAUGAUGUAGCAGUUAUUGAUGAAAUUCAAAUGAUGCGUGAUCCACAACGUGGUUGGGCAUGGACUCGAGCAUUGCUUGGCAUUCAAGCAAAAGAAAUCCAUCUAUGUGGUGAAGGUUCAACAAUACGACUUAUUCAAGAAUUAAUGGUAACAACAGGUGAUGAAGUGGAAAUUCGAGAAUAUAAACGAUUAACAAAAUUAAAUUAUCAAGAGAGAGCAUUAGAAACAUUCGAUAAUGUCAAACCUGGCGACUGUUUUGUCUGCUUCAGUAAAAAUGAUAUUUUUCAUAUAACACGUGAAUUAGAACGACGUGGACAUGAAGUAGCAGUUAUCUAUGGUUCAUUACCGCCAGGUACAAAGUUAUUACAAGCUCAACGGUUUAACGAUCCCAACGAUUCGUGCAAAAUAAUGGUGGCGACUGAUGCGAUUGGAAUGGGUUUGAAUUUGAGUAUAAAACGAAUUAUCUUCUAUAGUCUGAUGAAACCGCAAUUGAAUGAACAAGGAGAGAAAGAAAAAGAUACUGUAACAACUUCACAAGCACUACAAAUUGCUGGUCGAGCGGGAAGAUUUGCAAGUGCUUUUCCCGAUGGUGAAGUAACAACAUUUCGUCGUGAUGAUUUACCUUUAUUAAAAGACAUCGUCAAUCGACAAGUAGAAACAAUUAAGCGUGCUGGACUUCAUCCAACAGCUGAACAAAUUGAAAUGUUUGCAUAUCAUUUACCUAAACAUUCACUUUCGAGUUUAAUUGAUAUUUUUGUUCUUCUAUCGCAAUUAGACGAUAGUUUAUUUUUUAUGUGUAAUGUUGAAGAUGUGAAAUUUCUAGCUGAUAUUAUUGAACAUGUACCAUUACCACUCCGUGCUCGUUACACAUUUUCAUGCGCUCCAAUCAAUAGAAAAAUGCCUUUUGUGUGUACAGUAUUUUUGAAGUAUGCUCGUCAAUUUAGUCGAAGUGAACCGACGACAUUCGAUUGGCUUGCAAAACAAAUCAACUGGCCAUUCGAAAUUCCUACUACAAUUAUGGAUUUAGUUCAUCUAGAAGAAGUAUUCGAUUGUUUAGAUCUUUAUUUAUGGUUAAGCUUUCGCUUUCCGGACAUGUUUCCUGACAAAGAAUUAAUUCGAGGAAUCCAAGCAGAACUUGAUCAAAUCAUACACGCAGGUGUACAACAUAUUGUCAAACUUAUCCAUCGAACAAAUCGUCUGGAAGAUGCGAAAGAUGUUGCUGUAACAGCCUCAACAACAGAAAAAACAGCGGAAGCUGUUGCCGCCAUUAGUGAAGAAGCAAAAUCAGUCAGUGGAACUAAAUCAAAUGCACCAAAAAUACGAUCAAUCAUUGGAUUAGAGGAAGAACUUGAUGUUGAUACAACAGCAACGACAUCAGCAACAACCACACCUGCUCAAGAAACUAAAAGUGAAGAUCAGUCUACACUACUGACAAUGAGUACUCACAGAGUUCUUCACUCAUAUUUGAGUGCAUUAAAAACACAAGCAGAAACACGUGGACAUGAAUUCAAUGAAACUGAAGAUCUGAUCAAACAGUUAAUAUCAAAAGGUUUACUAAGUCAACGAUCAGUAGACAAAUUGGAAAAGCAAUUAGCAACAUUUAAUAAUAAUGAUAAACGAACGAGUAAAAACCGAGAAACAACAAAACCAACUACACCUCAUACGACAUAUAAAAAAAGCAAACGAAAAUAG
Messenger RNA from Adineta ricciae, 2622 nucleotides. Lineage: Eukaryota; Metazoa; Rotifera; Eurotatoria; Adinetida; Adinetidae. The record is from the annotation of a GenBank genome assembly.